This is a messenger RNA of Periophthalmus magnuspinnatus, 2809 nucleotides long. It is a transcript of the gene fhl3a, whose product is annotated as four and a half LIM domains 3a. Gene Ontology annotation, cellular component: nucleus; Z disc; stress fiber. Gene Ontology annotation, molecular function: actin binding; transcription coregulator activity. The record is from RefSeq and is a predicted model, not a curated record. The transcript is spliced from 8 exons. Gene Ontology annotation, biological process: actin cytoskeleton organization. NCBI's taxonomy places the organism in Eukaryota, Metazoa, Chordata, Actinopteri, Gobiiformes, Gobiidae. Bases 354 to 1193 code for a protein of 279 amino acids.
GGACAAAGUAACCGGCAAACGGCAUCACUCUUCGCCAAAGCGCUUUGACUUACGCGCGGAACAAUCCACAACAAAGUUUUCUGGAGCUGCAAGUUGAUCCCUGCGUAAAUCCGACGCGUAGCGCACUGGAGACGCACAACCGGUUCCUGGCAACUUUACCUUCACUGUUAUCCUGGUUUGGGGACCAUAGGAGUUACACAUUGACUGGCCUCUAAGAUUACCGGGUGACGCAUUACAGCAGACAGAGCCAAAGUCUAAACUGUGACCUUCAAAUACUUGUAGUGAAGGCGCGAGACAGAGAGAAGCCAAGGACUGCAUUGGAUUGAGCAAUAUAGGAACGUGCAAGCUUUACAAUGGCAGACCGCUUCGACUGUGACAACUGUAAGGAAUCCCUGUACGGCCGGAAGUACAUCCAGUCGGACGACAGCCCCUACUGCAUCCCCUGCUAUGACAGCCUCUUUUCCAACACAUGUGACGAGUGCAAGGAGCUGAUCGGCCAUGAUGCUCGGGAGCUGUUCUAUGAGGACCGGCACUACCACGAGCACUGCUUCCGCUGUUUCCGCUGUGACCGCUCUUUGGCUGACGAGCCCUUCACCAGCCAGGACGACGCCCUGCUGUGCAACGACUGCUACUGCAACGAGUUCUCCUCCAAGUGUGUGGCCUGCGACAAGAUCGUCAUGCCUGGCUCGAGGAAGCUGGAAUAUGGCGGCUCCACAUGGCAUGAGGGCUGCUUCAUCUGCCACAGUUGUGAACAGCCCAUUGGCUCCAAAUCCUUUAUCCCAGACAAAGAUGAGCACUACUGUGUCCCCUGCUACGAGGACAAGUUCGCCCCUCGCUGUACACGCUGUAAAAAGACCCUAGCUAAAGGUGGAGUAACCUACCGGGAUGAGCCAUGGCAUAAGGAGUGUUUUGUGUGCACGAGCUGUAAGACCCAGCUGGCCGGUCAGCACUUCACCUCCAGAGAUGACAGCCCCUACUGCCUCAAGUGCUUUGGCAGCCUGUACGCCAAGAAGUGUGAGGCCUGCUCCAAGCCCAUCACAGGUUUUGGAGGAGGGAAGUACAUUUCCUUUGAGGACCGCCAGUGGCACCAGCCCUGCUUCACCUGCAGCCAAUGCUCCGUCUCCCUGGUGGGGGCAGGCUUCUUUCCGGACGGGGAAAAGAUCUUAUGCCGUGAAUGCCACACCAAUCUAUAAAACCUACUAUUUGAGCUGCUGUACCAUAUCGUGACUCUGUGUUUGAACUCACAGUAUUGGACACAACCAUGCCUAUGCAAAGAUAUACACAGGGUUUCUCCUGUGGUAAACAUACUUUUUCCUUGUUCAUAAGCAGUUUGAUGCUGUAUAGAAGUCAUAGGAUGCAUUUUACAAGUAGAGUUAUACAUGUUUAGUACACCUUAGACACACAGAGAAGAUUCCAGUGGGUUUAAAAUGCAGGAUUUGCAUUAAGGACACAAUGGAAGAAUGCAAUUGCUAUACAAUCCUACAUAAAAGUCUUUAUCACUAACUUGUAACGUAACUUAAAAUGUAAGAAAAAAUACAUAUACUAAAAAUGUGCCUUUAAACUUAAUAUGCAAAAUUAAAGAUGUUAUAAAACCAAAGAGAUAAAAGUGCAAGUCACUUUUAAAAGAGUUUGUGUUGAGGUCAGAGAGGAGAUGGUAAACCGACUUGUAAUGAUGGUGGCUUUUCUUAAUGUGCUUUGAAAUGAUACAUGCAGUGGUUCUCAAAUGGUGGGUCUGGACCCAGAGGUAGUAAGUAAGUAAGUAUAAAUGGAGAAUUUAUUUUUUAUAAAGUGCUUUAAAGGUUCAUCAAAACCUGUAACAGAUUUAUUACAAAAUUGCAUCUUACAGUCCAGUAAAGUCACUGCAUUUUGAAUUUUGCAUCUUACCCCAGUGAUUUUGCUGUAGUAUAAAAAGUAGGAGAAAGCACAACAAGUCUCUAUAGAAAGUAAAAUCAAUUAAUGAAAGAGCUAGAAAAUGUUGCUUAAAAAUGGUAUUGGUAUGUCAAUCAACUGUGUUGCACUUUGGCUAAAGUUGCUCUUCUCUACAGUAUGUGCACAUAAGACACUUCACAGCCCAUUACACAUAUAUGCCACAUAUUAUCAUGUGUCAUAUUACUGCUUUAGUCUUUUUCUUUUUUUUUUUUUUAUCGCACGAAUUCCAAUCAAGUUUGUCAAUACACACGAAAGAGGUGAUUAAGCUCAGAUAUGUUGAAUAAGGACUCAGCAACAAACACUAAAUACUUCAUGAACUCCAAAAAGCCCUGGAAAAGCAGAUGGGAACUCUCUAAACAUGAAUUCAUUGAAUAAUGUCUGCAUAAUGCUACAUUUAUGGGAAAAGAUGACCUAAUAUAAAUGUUUUAUGUCAUUGUAGAAUGUCUGAUUCCCUAAGCUUGAUUUUUCUCAUCUAUAAAACAUACAGUAAUGUUCAAUGAUUAGCUAAACAAGCUAAACUCCAGUGGCUCAGCAUUUUGGAACUGUGCGUUUUGAUUUGUAAAUAUUUAUCUGUCACUAAUGCUUAUAGUGAGCAGCAGAACUAUGCGCAUUUUAUCCUCUUUAUCCUCUUUAUUGCCACGCUUUCACAUCUGUGUUUUAUUGUUAGUGUGUAAAAUUAUAAAUGUAUUUCUAUAACCUUUUUUUCGGCUUUGAUGCUGGUGAGUCAGAGUUGGCAUAUAUGCAUUUCAACAUAUAUAAACUGUGCCGUUGUGGUCACAGCCGGAUGAACUUACUGUAAAUCAGGAAUAUGUGAUACGGCUACAUGCUAUGAUGGUUAGCUCUAUUUGUGAAGUCUAAUGAAAUAAAUGUACGCUGCGGA